UUGCAAGAAUUUCCAUGGUAAAAGAAGACAAAGCAAGAACAAUUGAGGAUCUUUUAAUCCGUAUGGCACAAACAGGGCAAUUACUCGGAAAAGUGGGUGAAUCACAAUUGAUAGAUCUUUUAGAACAGAUUAAUCAACAAAAAAAGCCAGAGACAAAAAUAGUUUAUAAUCGGCGUAAUGACUAUGAUUCUGACGAGGAAGACUAUAAUGUAUAG
This is a messenger RNA of Ambispora gerdemannii, 215 nucleotides long. Lineage: Eukaryota; Fungi; Glomeromycota; Glomeromycetes; Archaeosporales; Ambisporaceae. The record is from the annotation of a GenBank genome assembly.